AUGGCGAAUUCAAUGGCUACGCUUUCGAGAAGACUCUAUCGAUCUCUUCUCUCAAACCCUAGAUUAUCUCAAUCUUCCAUGUCCUUCUGCACAAACAACAACAACAUCUCCUCCCGCGAAGACUCCGACUUUGACGAGCUAUCGGCUAACUCUGACACUGAAUCGCCCCCUGAACCGGUGAUUUCAGAUCCGACGUCUCGAUAUCCCCGAGAGCGUCCUCUAGAGAAUGGCCUUGACGCUGGCAUUUACAAGGCGAUAUUGGUGGGGCAAGUGGGCCAGCUGCCUUUGCAGAAGAAGCUCAAGAGUGGGAGAACAGUGACUCUCUUCUCUGUAGGAACCGGUGGGAUCAAGAACAACCGGAGACCGAUGAUCAACGAAGACCCCAGAGAGUAUGCGAGUCGCUCUGAAGUGCAGUGGCACCGUGUCUCUGUUUACCCUGAGCGCUUGGCUGAUCUUGUGUUGAAGAACGUUGAACCAGGUACAGUUGUCUACUUGGAGGGUAAUUUGGAGACGAAGAUUUUCACUGAUCCAGUCACUGGUUUGGUUCGACGUAUAAGAGAAGUCGCUAUUCGUAGAAACGGCCGAGUUGUGUUCUUAGGAAAAGCCGCUGAUAUGCAGCAACCAAGUUCUUCUGAGCUAAGAGGCGUUGGCUACUACUGA
Microthlaspi erraticum is the source of this 660-nucleotide messenger RNA. NCBI's taxonomy places the organism in Eukaryota, Viridiplantae, Streptophyta, Magnoliopsida, Brassicales, Brassicaceae. The record is from the annotation of a GenBank genome assembly.